Brugia malayi is the source of this 2856-nucleotide messenger RNA. RefSeq lists its product as uncharacterized. Gene Ontology annotation, molecular function: protein binding. Gene Ontology annotation, cellular component: mitochondria-associated endoplasmic reticulum membrane contact site. The transcript has 24 exons. Gene Ontology annotation, biological process: mitochondrial calcium ion homeostasis. The record is from RefSeq and is a predicted model, not a curated record. The coding region runs from base 1 to 2856 and encodes 951 amino acids. NCBI's taxonomy places the organism in Eukaryota, Metazoa, Nematoda, Chromadorea, Rhabditida, Onchocercidae.
AUGUUUCUUUUCCAGACAUUAAAAUUGCUUGCUGAUAUAGAUUAUAGCGGGGGUUUUCAAAGUUCUGUUGAUAUUAGUAUGCUGUUUGGCCGAUUUGCGCAACUGUCAAUCAAGCUCACUCGUCUUUCUGGAAAAAUCAGGUUGAAACUAACUCGUGAGCCUUUUACUCAUUGGGUCUUUGCAUUUGUUGAUAUGCCAACGCUGGAAUUCCAAAUUGACUCACAGUGGCAAGGCAAGCAAGUAAAACAUCUCAUACCUUUCAUCACACAGAAAUUUAGACGUAUGAUUCAACGCAAGCAUGUUUGGCCGAACUACAAGAUUCGAUAUCGUCCUCUAUUUCCUAAUCCCUUAUAUCAGCCUUCUCCAUCUACAGAUUCUUUUGAAUAUAUUAAAACAUCGGGUUUGUUGGAAGUUACGGUUUUACGAUGUACAAGACUGAACACCGCUUUAGUCAAUAACGGAAAUUCAGAGGUUUUCUGUGUUGUAUCUAUAGAUCAUCGACCGCUAAUGGAAAUUGCAAGCAAAAGUUCAACGCGAUGCAUUACCGUAUUAUUAAAUUUUAAUCGGCACGGUACCAGUGAGUCGAUUGGGUUGACAUUUUCGAAACUCAUUUCCAACACCGGAGUCAGAUCCGUACAAGUUUCAACUAUGGAAAGCUUUUCCUCUGCUGAAAGAUGUGGUUUUAAAGCAGGUGAUGUUGUCCUUGCUGUAAAUAACGUUCCAGUUAUGAGUGAACGUCAGCUGAACAAACUACUUUCCGGUACUUUCAGUGAAUUGAAUGUCUUAGUUGAUCGAAUGAUUUGUGAAAAGUACAGCAAUAUUGACGAAGGUACUUCUCUUGGCGAUUUCGAUGAUAUCGUUGUCCCUCAGGUCUCUGAAAAUGUAAAGCAUAAAAGUGGGCAAACGAAAGUGUUGGAGAAAGGUAAUCACCAGCGUAAUCGGAUUUCAACAGCAGUUAAUUCGAAUGUAACUUCAAAUAACUUUACGGCAAACGUUUUGAAAUACAAAAGAAAGCUCCAUUUAUGCGCAGAUGGCAAUUUUAUUGAUUUUUCGAAAAUGUUGGAACAUUCUGGUCUGAUGAAAUUUGCACAGUCUGAAACUGAGCAUGAUUGUAAUCUGAGGGAACAUGGCCGUAUUAGGCGCGCAAGGUCUGAAGCUGAAAUAACAGAAGGUGUUUGUUUGAACAGCGAAAGGCUGAGGCCGUUAUUCACCUCUAGUCUUGAAAAUUUGUCUUGCUAUACAUAUAAGGAAACUAAAAGAACGCUAACGAAUAUGGCUGAAGAUUGUGUUAUGUUACAUGCAGUAAGUACAAAGAAAGAUAGCAGCAUUGGCAUUUUCAAUGCUGAUGCUCGAGCAGCAGAGAUGGCGGCAGCAGGAAAAGCUAGAAUGUCCGACCUUUGGUACCGGCAUAAGGAUGCUGGUUCUGGUGCUGAAGUUGGGGUGGAUGCGCUAUCACAGCAUGAUAUUGACGUGGUGCUUCCACGUACUUCAUUUCCUGCGUCAGCCUUAGGGAGCAAAAAAAGAAAUCCUUUAUGCAAGACAAAAAGAUCAAUUCCCACGCAAAGUGAUGGACAUGAUUUGUGGAAUGUUCCUCCAAAAACACUAGUCACAAAGUCACUUGCGAUGAGCGAAGAUGUUCUUUGGGAUCAGUCGCUGCAUUUUGAUCUCAGUGAAGAUACUUGCAAAUAUUUGAACCUAAUUGUGCGAGCGAGGCCACUGACUGUUAAAGCAGCGGAUGGCACCACUUCACAGGACAGUUCACAGGACAGUCAAAUUACAAGGGAUGAUUCUCAAAUGCUGGAAUAUAUAAGUAUUUACCUCCCGCAGGUGCUAGACGAUUGUCAGCUCACUUUGUCCAACUGUUAUCAAGAACUGUUCACAUUGCGACCGCCAUUUUGGAGUGCAUCAAGGCGGUUAUUAACACGAAAAGCGGUUGAAGAGAGUCGGCGAGCUGGUUUUGAUGAACGUCUUUGUUAUGGAGAUAUUGUUCUAGGCUUUCGUUAUUUCCCCUCAGGUCUUCCAAAGGAUUCUGAGAACAGAUCAAGUGUAGAAAACGCUGAAUACAUAAAAAAUGUCACAGAAAUCAGCAGAGCGAGUUCUGAAAGAUCAUUGAAAACCAAGCAUAAUUUCGAAACUAUAUUGCUGAGAGUUUGUCGAGGAAAAGUUUGGCUAAAAAUGGCUUCGCGCUGUACAAGCUGUUUGUUGGUAUGUCAUAACAAAUGCUUACCUAAGAUUGAGACUUCCUGUUCCUAUCGACAUCCGAUCAACGACUCUACAUUUGAGUACGUGCUUUUAUUGAAAAGUGUUUGUUUGAUAGGAUCUGAGGAACUACUAUCUUGGCGACGUCGCAUUGCAGUUAAAGUAUCUGAAAGGCUUAAUUCUACAUGGAAAAGUGUCGGACGUAGGAGAGCGUCUUUCCAUUUAUUAAAAGAAAAUAAAGGAAUGAUUGAGCGGAAAACCUCUGCUAUUCAAAUGGGGGCCGAUGAAGUGGUACCAGUCGGGAGAGCAAUACCGGAUGUUUUUUCCAUGUUGGAACUUUCGGAAAAUUUAAGCCAAAUGAUGUACCAACCAGGAAAUGCAUACAACGAACAGAUGAUAAAUGCUGCCAAAAUAGCUGGCAAAAAUAUGUUCGCUGAUCUAGAUCCUGUCAGCAGAAAAGCGAAAAUAAAUGAAGAUAUGGAGAAAAUUCGAAACGUUAUCCAUCAGAUAACUAUUGAACGCUUGAAUGUAAUGAAAUAUACUCGCUCAGGUUCUAUUAAUUUUGCGGUAUUGGAGGAUAGAUUGCAAGCUCUCGCGGUUCUUAUGUUACAUUACUGUGCAGCUUUACAGAACUGUAUUGAUCUAGAAGAAAACUGA